GAUCCAGGACCUAAUCCAGUGAUUAUUAAUUCGCAUGUCGCCGACAAGCGGCAGUGUACUAUUGUUCAGGUGCCGGCCGCCACUGCCCGGUGGCUACUUUCUCAGGAUGAUUCCGUCAUCCAGCCCCUCUCUAAACCCUAACCCUAAUCCCAAUUUUCUGCUCCGAUUGAACCCCUCGAGCUGUAUUCCGGCCUCGAUUUCUCCUCCCCACCGUCGUCGCCCCAACAGUUACUGCUGUAGUUACAGGUCUCAAUCACAAGCCAUGACGGUCUCAAACUGCAGCACCGGUUCCGCCUCUUCUGGCCCGGUUCCCAUUUCCACCGCAUCCGACUACCAGCCAAGCCCACAUUCCACUCUCAUGGUCGUGUCUUUCUAUCGCUUUGCGGAUUUCCCUGACCACGCCAAUUUGCGGAAGCCAUUGAAGGAGCUCUGUGAGGAACUGCGGGUUUCGGGUGGUGUCAUUCUUGCACCGGAAGGAAUCAAUGGGAGCAUAUGUGGGACUAGGGAUUCCGUUGGGAAAGUUGUUGCAUUUAUCGAGAGUGAUUCCCGGCUAAAGGGACUGAGGAAGAUAGAGUCACCUGUUAGUCCAGAGGAGGAGGCUAUCCAUCACGGUCACAGCAGCAGCUCUCCUCUUUCUGCAGGGGAAGAUACACCUUUUCGAUGGGAUCAUGUCAGGGUGAAGCUGAAGAAAGAGGUAAUUGCAACUCUGAACUCGAAACAAAGUCGUUCAAUAGCUAUGCUGAAUCCUGAUUUUGCAAACUUAACCCGGGCAUGAUCGACUUGUGCCUAGACAGAUUGUUUCUCUUGGAAUGCCAGCUGUGUCACCCAUUGAAAGGGUUGGGAAGUACGUGAAGCCAAGGGAAUGGAAUGCAUUGAUUAGCGAUCCAGAUACAGUAGUGAUUGAUGUGAGAAACAACUAUGAAACAAGAAUAGGGAAAUUCAAAGGAGCUGUUGAUCCCUGUACCACAGCAUUUCGGAACUUCCCUUCUUGGGUGGAUGAUCAGUUUGAACUUCCCAAAGCAGAAAGCUUGAAGCAGCAAUCAGGUGGCAGUCCUGAGUUGAAAACCGAGUGGCCCGAAAGGAAAAAGCCUCCACGGGUUGCUAUGUACUGUACAGGUGGCAUUCGGUGUGAGAAAGCUUCAAGCUUUCUCCUCCAGAAAGGCUUUGAAGAGGUUUAUCAUCUGGAAGGAGGAAUCUUGAAGUACCUCGAGGAGGUUCCAGAACCAGAGAGCCUGUGGGAGGGCGAAUGUUUUAUCUUUGACAAGCGAGUAUCUGUUGAGCACGGUUUGGCACAGGGAACUUUUAAGCUCUGUUAUGGAUGUAAGCAACCAGUGAGUGAUGCAGACAUGGAAACACCAGAGUGGGAACGUGGAGUUACUUGUCCUCACUGCUACUCAUCGAAAUCUGAAGAAGAGAAAGAGAGGGCUCGAGCACGACAAAGGCAGUUUGACGCCUGGGGCAUCAUUGGCGGUCCUGACAAGGGACGACGACCCACAUCAAAGGAAGAUGCGAGAGCUAAGAACUCCAACAAGCUUUCCUCUUCAUUGUAAGGCAUUAAAGCUGUAUUUGGUUACAGAAUAACAUGAUUGCCCUGAUUUUGUGAUUUUAUAGGUUCGGAUUAUAGGGUUUCUGGUGACGGCUUUAGCAAAGAUGCCAUUGGUCUUGUAGUCACAAGAGAAGGUCCUUUUUUGGGAAGCGACCUUAGUCAGCGGAUCCUUGUAUAAGUGUAUUCAGUGUUCUUGAAGUGAUUGUUGUUGUUCAUCUACCUAGGUUAGAGGGAGAGGGUGACUUAAAACAAUCAAGAAAAUAUUGGCUUGAUAAUGAGGUUGCCUUUUAAUUUGAUUCUUUUUCUUAAUAGAUCUUUUCAUUUCCUUGAAUGUUGCAAGAUUUGAUUGUUCAUG
Messenger RNA from Linum tenue, 1901 nucleotides. The record is from the annotation of a GenBank genome assembly. NCBI's taxonomy places the organism in Eukaryota, Viridiplantae, Streptophyta, Magnoliopsida, Malpighiales, Linaceae.